This is a messenger RNA of Loa loa (African eye worm), 246 nucleotides long. RefSeq lists its product as hypothetical. The transcript has a single exon. The record is from RefSeq and is a predicted model, not a curated record. Lineage: Eukaryota; Metazoa; Nematoda; Chromadorea; Rhabditida; Onchocercidae. The annotation marks the transcript as partial.
GCUUGUAGUCCGUCACUCGAUGGCAAAGCGGGACGGGGACCACCAGGUCCGCCAGGUCGGGAUGGACGCAAAGGGAUUCAAGGCGAUCCAGGAAUUCCAGGUCCAGAUGGCCCAGAAGGGGUGCAAGGAAGGCCAGGACCACGAGGAGAGCAAGGUGAAGUGGGUGAUAAAGGAGAGCCAGGACCACAAGGAGAGAGGGGUUUGCAGGGAGAACAAGGUCCUGCAGGACCAGCAGGUGAAGGAUAA